Ilex paraguariensis (yerba mate) is the source of this 639-nucleotide messenger RNA. The record is from the annotation of a GenBank genome assembly. NCBI's taxonomy places the organism in Eukaryota, Viridiplantae, Streptophyta, Magnoliopsida, Aquifoliales, Aquifoliaceae.
AUGAGCUUUGUCCAGCCCAAUAGAUCCUCUGAUUUCACAGCAUUCAAUGGAGAUCAAAUGAAGGGGGGUUCGAGUUAUUCUCGCCGUUGCCACUGUCUUCCAGCGAACAGUGUACAUCAUCCAAUAGUGACUGCCCUAUCAGCCAUGCUAGUCAACCCUCAAAUCCCUUUCUUGGUCUGCCCCUUGAAUCUGGUAAAUGUGAAUCUUGUGGUACUGCUGAACCUGGGCAAUGUGAAGAAAACUUUGAGCAAAUUGGAAGGAAGCCUUAACACUAUCAAAGCUGGUGCUAAAAGAAGGGAGGAAAUAUACAAGUCAAAAGUAAAGUACUUUGUGAAGAAGGGGAAGCCGUACAUCUGGUUUUUCAGGUUUGCAUUUUAUGUUUGGUUACUGGAAAAUGAAAUAGAAGAAGAUGAAUUGAGGUCUACCUUGCAAGUUUUGUUGGAGAUGGCAGAGGAAUGCUUAAAGCAUGCAAAUGACUUGAGUGGUUUGUUAUUACUGUAUUCUUCUCUUGGAGAUGCUGAAGGAAUUUCAGAACUUGCAUCUAUUGCCAAAGAGAAUGGAAAAAACAAUGUUGCAUUCCUGUGUCUAUUUAUGUUGGGUAAAUUGGAAGAUUGUCUGCAGCUACUGGUUGACAGGUAA